Molecule: messenger RNA, 6406 nt
Organism: Oncorhynchus tshawytscha (Chinook salmon)
Lineage: Eukaryota; Metazoa; Chordata; Actinopteri; Salmoniformes; Salmonidae
Product: receptor expression-enhancing protein 1
Exons: 8
Coding region: 125-1045 (306 amino acids)
Biological process (GO): endoplasmic reticulum tubular network organization
Cellular component (GO): endoplasmic reticulum membrane; endoplasmic reticulum tubular network; cytoplasmic microtubule
Molecular function (GO): microtubule binding
Source: RefSeq, a predicted model, not a curated record
GGUGCGGCACAUCGUUUGACGCCUUGGUUGGCGCUCGCUGACGCUGCUGUCAAAUGGCAACUGCCAACGCUCAAGAAGGAAACUCCUCCCUGUUGACAGCACGUUCUGUCGCCGCCUCAGCACAAUGGUCUCUUGGAUAAUCUCUAGACUUGUGGUGCUUAUAUUUGGCACAUUAUAUCCUGCAUACUACUCAUACAAAGCUGUCAAGUCAAAGGAUGUGAAGGAAUAUGUAAAAUGGAUGAUGUACUGGAUAAUAUUUGCCCUAUUCACCACCAUGGAAACCAUCACAGAUAUAUUUAUCUGUUGGGUUCCUUUCUAUUAUGAGCUGAAGAUUGCCUUUGUGGUAUGGUUACUGUCUCCCUACACAAAGGGGUCCAGCGUUCUAUACAGGAAGUUUGUUCACCCAACACUUUCUUCAAAAGAAAAGGACAUUGAUGACUAUCUCUGCCAAGCAAAGGACAAAAGCUAUGACACUCUGGUGACUUUUGGGAGGAAAGGUUUGAAUGUGGCAGCCACAGCUGCAGUACUGGCUGCGACAAAGAGCCAAGGAGUACUGUCAGAUAGACUGCGAAGUUUCAGCAUGCAGGACUUGUCCGCCUACCAGUCCGACCCAACUGAAAUGGACCCUGGAUCUGUCCACACCCAGUCUGCAGCUGGACAACAAAGGGCCAGGACGAUGAUGCGCAGCAAGUCAGAGAUCGGCUACACCAAGGGGCAGGACUUUGACAUGACUGAAUAUGAGGUGUUGAGCUUCGAUCAGAGUGACACCAAGGAACCACUGUCCCAUCCUAUUACGCCCCCCGAACCCAUGACUGAACCCACACCCCCUCUGACCAUCCAGUCCUCUCUACUCUCUCCACCUCCAUCCCCUGCUCCCACAGCAACAGAGCAGACUGAGGACAUGAGGAUAGGGGGGAAAACAUCCACAAGCUCCCCACAGCUCAGGUUGAUUAAGAGGAAGGUACCUGAGCCUCCUCCUAGAGUCUUAAGGCCUCUCACAAGAUUCAGGAGUGCCCAGCUGUCUUCAAACAGAGAGGCCAUGUGAUAUUCUGUGAAUGCUCCCAAGACUGCUUUAGCUGCGAGGGGAAGAGGGUAAAUAAGGAAAUGUGGCCUAAAGCUAAAUGUAUAAAGCAGCCUUGUUUUAGAAUAAGGAAACCAAAGUGACUUGUGAAAGUCUAUACACCCCUUGCACAGUAUUCACAUUUUGCUGCCUUAACAUUUUAUAAAAAAAUUCUGGGGCUCUACAAAACUUACUAAACAUUUUCAAAGUGAAAGAAAGUUAUUAUUAUUGUAAUUGUUUUUCAAAGAUAAUUAGAUAAUUAGAUAAUCUACAGUAACAAAACAUAAAUACAGCAACAAGUUAACAUCCCCUACCCAGUUUAGGAUGGGCCAUAACUUCCCCUACCCAGUUUAGGAUGGGCCAUAACUUCCCCUACCCAGUUUAGGAUGGGCCAUAACUUCCCCUACCCAGUUUAGAAUGGGCCAUAACUUCCCCUACCCAGUUUAGAAUGGGCCAUAACAUCCCCUACCCAGUUUAGAAUGGGCCAUAAGUUCCCCUACCCAGUUUAGAAUGGGCCAUAACAUCCCCUACCCAGUUUAGAAUGGGCCAUAACAUCCCUAACCCAGUUUAGAAUGGGCCAUAACUUCCCUAACCCAGUUUAGAAUGGGCCAUAACAUCCCUAACCCAGUGAGCAUGCGAUGGCGGGGUAUCUGACUUCCACUUAAAAAUAAUAAGUGGGCGGGCCAGAAGGAACGAGAAGGCUAUGGCCUCUGCUUGGGUGUUACAGAAAAUAAGCUCUUCGGGGGCUACCCCGAAAAUAGCGACAGAGGGAUCUGGGGCAAUUUCCUUAUUGCAUAAUUGCAUAUAUAUGAGAAAGUCUCAAAGAUAGAGGACCAAAAUGGAACUAGUGUCGGGCAUGACCAGUACAUGUGAUACAGAGUGGCGGGUGGCUGAUGACAUCUAGAUCAGGUUGGGUCUAUAUCUGGAUGCAAUCUGAUAAUCUGCAAAAGUGUAGGCGAUUAAACACUUGAAACUGUAGUAACCCAGGAUUGCAGAAUGCAGGUGAUAUCGGAGAUCUCGCUUCCAAACUCUUCCUCCCAUGAAUGCUUUACAUGGUCAAGAGUGGGGCAUGCAAUAUUAUGAAUAAUGUCAUACAGCAUAGAAAUGUGUCCCUUUACUUAGGGAUCCAGGUUCAAACAUAAUCAAGCCAGCUGGUGGGUGGGUGGGUGGGAGGGAUGGGAGAAGCUUUUUUGUAAAGUUGCGAAUCUGCAGGUACCUGAAGAAAUGUGUCUGGGGUAUACUGUGCUCUCUAACUAGAUGUUCAAAGGGGAUAAAUACACAGUCAUGGAAAAGGUCUGUUACAGUCUUCAAUCCUUUCUGAAACCAUAGCUGGAAGGCUGUGUCUAUGAAGUAGGUCGUGAAGAGUGGGUUGGAAAUAAAAGGCAUGGAUGAGAUAGCUUGUCUAUAUCCAAAGUGGAUCCUAAACUGAGACCAUAUACUUAGAAAAAAGUGUUCCAAAAUGGUUAUUCGGCUGUCCCCAUAGGAUAACCCUUUUUGGUUCCAGGUAGAACCAUUUUUGGUUCCAUGUAGAACUAUUUUGGGUUCCAUGUAGAACCCUCUGUGUAAAGGGUUAACUGAAGAACCCUUUUAAGUUUUAGAUAGCACCUUUUUUUCUAAGAGUGUAUCCAGAUGUAACUUUUCAUAAUAGUGUUGUUUGAGUGGUAUUAUUUGCUCAAUGGUAGGGUGGCACAGACUAAGGAGACCGGGGAUGAUGUUUGACAUGAGUGCUUUUCCAUAAAGGACCACACCAUUCCUUCCCCAUCUAAAAAUACAGAGACCCAAAAGGUUAUCUUGUGACUAUUGGGAGCCCAGUAGUAAUGGAGGAAAUUGGGUAGGGCAAGACCCCCCUCUCCUUUCUGUCUUUCCAUAAAUUAAAGUAGAUAUGUCUAUCCAGUUCUUUAAAAAACGAUUUUGCUAUAAAGAUACAGGAAUCGUGGCAUGAUGACUGAGUUGAGUGAUAUGGGGAGUGUCGACAAGCGAUAGAGGUCCUGCUUAGCCUUCUCCAAGGCUGGCUUAAAAACUAAAUUUAACAGGUCUUUGAAUAUAGAAAUGUUUCCUAAUAAAAACCUGAGUUAAUACUUGGUGGAAGCACCACAGGCAGCUAUUACAGCUGAAUGAUUUUUUAAAUAUUUUUUUACCAACUCUGCACAACUCUUAGGGCAACAUGUCCAUUGUUUAUCAGAAUUGCUCAGUGAAUUUGGUUAGGAAUCAUUGAUGGACAGAAACAUUCAAACAUCUCUGAUUUUCAAGAAAAUGUAUGUCAGGACUGAGACUAGACCACUCAGGAACAGUCUCUUGGAACAUCAUUCUGGUGUGUCUUUGCCAUAAACAUUUGUGGUAUUGUGGUGGAAGCAUUAUGUUAUGGGUAUGCUCGUCAUCGGCAGGGACUGGAGUUUGUCAGGAUCAAAAGAAAUAUGAAAGGAGCAAAGCCCAGGUAAAAAGUUAGAGGAAAACCUGCCUCAGUCUUCUGAAAACCUAACUCUUGACUAGAGUUGUAUUUUUCCAUGGGACAAUUACACACAUUUUAAUAACAAAGACACACAAGAAUGGCUUUCCAAGAGGUGUUGAGUAUCAUGAAUAGUCCAAUCUCCAUCCUGACUUAAAUCGGCUUAAAUAUUCAGAGACAAUAUUGCUAUCCAUCAAUGAUUCCCAAACUCAUUUACUGAGCUUGAGCAAUUUUUACAAAAACAAUGGAUAUAUGUUGCCCUAAGAGUUGUGCAUAGUUUGUCAAAUCUUGUAAAAAAAAAAUUGAGCUGUAAUUGCUGCCAAAGUUGCUUACACAAAGUACAUCCUCAUUCUGUACUUCUUAGUCAUUUAGAGACGUUUCUAUAAUUGGUCCUUCACUUGGAAAAUGUGGAAUAUGUUGUGUAGAUAGGAAAACAAUCACAUUUAAUCCCUUUUAGAUUACAUUUUAAGGCAGCAAAAUGUGAUAAAUGUGCAAGGGGUCUGUAGACUUUCACUAGCGACUGUAGGACCUCUGGCAUAUACUGUAGUGUAAAGGAGACAGAGGGUGUGUGCCAUCGAGGUAGCACACACACACGAGUGGAUUCCAUAGUGUACAGACAUUUUGGAUUGAUUUGUCGGUCAUUGAAUACUUUUCGUAUGUAUGUACUGUGUGUGUGUGAUAGUUUUAAAAAAAUAUUACGUUUAGAGACAAAUGCAUGUAUGUGUCUCUGGUCAUUUGUCAGGUGAUGUGUCAUAAAACAGAAUGUAUAGUCUGAAUUAUUUUGUGGCUACUUGGUCACUGUAUGAGAUGGAAUCAGUCACCAGGAGAGUAGCAGGGUGAAAUACUCUGUAAUGAAAGAUUUUGGUUUGUAGGGAGAUCUUUUGAGCUGGCAAAUACAAUCUGUACUGACAAUUUAACAGGACAUAGAAUAUUUAAAAUAAUUGUCCAGUCAGGUUAGUAUAUCUCCUCAAAUGUGGUAUUUAUUUAUGAGAGAGAAUAGCAAUUGUAGGAUUGCUGAUUAUUAUUAUUAAUCUACUGGCAAUGGAACUAAGUGUCAAAGUAUGAGUAAAUUGCUCUAAGUUUCACUCGUUACAUUAGCUUAUAAAGCCUUAAACCAUAAAAACAAAACAUUAGGUCUGGUACUACAGAAACAGUCAUAUCGGUACUCUGACAAAUCAUGAGCAAUUCCAUGUGGCCAUAACAAUUACUAAUGUCAUUGACUAUGGGCCCUAUGCACUAUGUUUAGAGUUAGUGCAACAACUGUUUUAGUACCAUGAAACACCGAUCACCAUGUUAUAGAUCAUUACCAAAAUUAUUAUUACAUGGGAUUAGUUACUAUUCAAAUAAAUAAAUUGCUCUAAGGAGCAGAAAUAUUGACAUUCGACUUUUCAAGCUCGUUAUAAAUUAUCUGGCAUUGAGGUGUCAUUCAAUUGUUUUGUAAAUGUUUGUAUUACUCAUGUCUUAUGGCAUCGCCAUAAAUGUUUGUAUUUUCAGGUUUAGCACACAAAACAUACUUUGACGUGUAUAGCUAUUGUAUAACAAAAGAUAGCCAGUGGCAAGGGCUAUAUAGGUGGCCCUUCUCAGAGUCUAAAAACACUGUGCAAUACUCUGCUUUCACUGAGCAAUUGUCAACUCAUGGUUCUUACUUAAAAGCCUACUUUUCUCAAUGUAGCCACAAUUGUUGACCUGUCUUUUCCCAGCCAAUGUGCCUGUUGCCUAUUUCUGUGAGGGCAUAGCAAUUCCUAUAGGCAGGUUCCUAACCUUCUGUAAAUUACAUGAAUAUUGGUGAAGUGUUUUUGCCAAAGGUAGUGAGUGACAUACCGUCUAUGUCUAAAAUGAACAUUUCUGCACUGUAGGUAUGUGAAUUAACUUGGCUAUUACAUAAUGCUUCACUAAAUAUUAUGCUUGGUGUUUGGGCAGCAUACAUUUUUGUUCACUGUUUUCAAUACAGUAGCUUAAAUUAGAAAUGGAAGCUUCUCCUCAGGUACGUGUUCAGUUUACACAUCAAAUUCAAACACUUUCUGGUAGAAACAUUUUGGUAUAAACUUGUUUGCACAUGGAAUAUCAGUAAGAGGUUCCUUCUAAUUGGGCCAUUUGUUUUUAGGAUAUAAGUUAUUUAUGGACAGAGAUGUGACCUGUGGUAGAAUUUUAAAUCCUUUUUGCGAUGUUCAUGUAGUUUCAGUUGGAAUGUAUCUCCUUUUCAAAUACUAACAUAAAAAUAAUUUAAAAAGUGAAUCAUUUCAGCUGGAAAAGGAAAGUCAUCAUUGCAUGAUGUUUGUUAUUUAGUAAAUAUGAGAAUGAUUUACUACUUUGCAUUGUUUGGAUUAGUGUAUAGUUAUUUGCUUCAUCGAAUGCCUUGCUGAUAACAUUGAUUCUGAAGUGUCUGAAUGUUCUUUUCCUUAUUAUUUUGAAACGCUAUGUGGCAAGGUCAGGAAGGUUCUUCCCGUGGACAAAUACGUCUCUACAACUUGGAGUCAAAUAAAGUGUUUGAGGAGCAUGUCUUAUCUCUAUGGAUUAAAAAGCCCACAUUCCUCUCUUCUCUCUGUUGGCCUUGGCGCAAAAAGUCACUUCUGGCAGGCCAUAAUCACUCACAAUGCUCAAACCUUAUUGUGAAUAUCAGAUAAGAAAGAUGUAAAAGUCAGGAAUGAUGGUCUAAAAUGACUGUAUAUGAAAAUUGCUUUCUCUGUAUCACAGUAGGUUGGUGGCACCUUAAUUGGGGAAGACAGGCUCGUGGUAAAGGCUGGAGCGGAAUGGGUCAAACACAAACACCUAUUCCAUUCCAUCUGUUCCAGCCAUUAUUAUGAGCCGGCGUCCCCUCAGCAGCCUCCACUGCUCUGUAUCAUCAGUAUUUCUGUUGGUGAACUGAUAACAGCCAAUAAAUGAGACAAUGUGCUGCUGUG